This is a messenger RNA of Emericellopsis cladophorae, 1245 nucleotides long. RefSeq lists its product as uncharacterized. Gene Ontology annotation, molecular function: transmembrane transporter activity; antioxidant activity; oxidoreductase activity. Gene Ontology annotation, cellular component: membrane. NCBI's taxonomy places the organism in Eukaryota, Fungi, Ascomycota, Sordariomycetes, Hypocreales, Bionectriaceae. The transcript is spliced from 3 exons. The coding region runs from base 1 to 1245 and encodes 414 amino acids. The record is from RefSeq and is a predicted model, not a curated record.
AUGGUUGUUGAAUUGAGGAAGCGCAAAGCGCACCAGCAGCCCGCCGUCGAGCAGCCUGCGCCGAAGAAGAAGGCCUCGUCGCAAAAGCUCAACAAGAGCGCCAAGGCAGCGCCCGCGAAAACAAAGAAGGCUGCCGACGAUUCGGACAAGGCCGCAGCUGAGCAGCCUGCGAAAUCAGCCAACGGUACCACUGACAAGGUGGAAGACGUGAAUGUCAAGGACGCCGUCCCUGCGCAACCCAAGACGUAUAGCGAGGGGGACGUCGUGGAUGACCUGGAGACCUUUGGCGGUGAGGUGCAGACACAUGAGAGCGAGACGACAACAUUGAAAGACCUGCUUGAUGCGAGCAAAAAGGCAGUGGUGCUGUUUACCUACCCAAAAGCGUCAACUCCAGGCUGCACCACGCAGGUCUGUCUCUUUCGUGAUGCACUCGAUGAGAUCAAAGCUCCUGGACUGUCCGUCUACGGCCUCAGCGCAGACUCGCCCAAGGCCAACACCACUUUCCACACCAAGAAGGAGCUGACCUAUCCCCUGCUUUGCGAUCAGAAGCGCACUCUGAUCAAGGCGAUUGGACUGGCCAAAGUCCCCAAUGGCACCGCAAGAGGCGUCUUUGUCAUUGACAAGGAGGGCAAGAUCUUAUUGUCCAGGUCGGGAGGACCAGCUGCGACGGUGGACGCUGUGAAAGCCUUGCUCGAGACCAUAGCUGGACUUCUUCCUGGAGCAAUCCUUAUCAUCUCCAAAUGGCAUCUCCCUGGCGAGACGCGGACCAGAAUCGCAAUCUUGUACACUUCAGCCGACACACGAGGCGCCUUCUCUGGGCUACUGGCUUAUGCUAUCGCCAAGAUGGACGGCGUCGCAGGGUUGCAUGGCCGGCGGUUGAUUUUCAUCCUCGAAGGCAUCAUGUCCGUCUUUGUCGCGUCCGUGUGCUUCUUCCUCCUUUGCGACUCGCCUGCUCUGUCUGGGAGCUGGCUCGACGCGGACAAGAUUCGCUAUCUCGAGUUUCGACAGGUUACCCGUCGCUCCACGAACGCUCGCGAGUUCAAGGAGAGCAACAAACACUUCAGCAAGGCCAUUUUUAAGGACAUAUUUGGCAACUACAAGAUCUACCUCUUGAUCUUUGCCAACUGGUCCAACGCGUUAUCCAACUACGCCAUGAAAAUCACCAUGCCAACCAUUUUAACCUCCAUGGGCUACACAUCGGCCCAUGCGCAGCUGAUGACAAUUCCGCCCUACGCCAUUUACUGA